AUGCCCGCCUCACUCACCAACAUCGCCCGCGACUCCUCGCCGGCACCGCCGCCCAGGUACACGCCCCCGCCGCCGUCGUACGGGGCCACCGACACCGACCUCGAGGCCAAUGUGGUCGUUGCGAAGCCAGACGUGAAGCUGUUGUCGUCGUCGCCGUCGUCGUCGUCGUCGCCCAAGAAGGUCGAUGCCACGGCGGCCGAGGUGCGCAUGGAGCCGGCGUGGAUGGCGUGGCGGCGUGAGCGCAUGCAGAUUCUGGGGCCGGUGCAGCAGGACAAGCGCGUGCUGCUGUGGGCGUGGUCGCUGCUAUGUAUCUUCGCCAUCGUGCUGGGCGUCGGGCUUGGGCUGGCACCCGCCCGUCCCGACACUCCGACCGAGCCGGCCCGGGAUCAGGGCGCUGCUCUGCCCGACCUCUCGAAACACCUACCCCUCAACCGCCUCCAAACGGAAAAGCUUGUCAUCUACUUGCUGCACCCGUUCGGCACAGCGCCCUCUGCAUCCGCCGCCUCGCCGGACAACACCCCCAUCCAGCCCAGCCCGUGGCCCGCAAGCCCUAUCCACUUACGUCAACCCUGGGGCUGCUUCCACUUCACUCUCGCCUACUCGUCUACCGCUUCCGGCACCACCCUCCCUAGUCUCCCUACUUUGCUGUUUAAAUACCAUGCCUGCCCCGCGCCCAGCUGUCCGUUCUCCACCAACCAUCCUUCCUUCGCUUUCCUGUUUGAUCCUGGCUACUUUCUUGCAAUCACUUUCACCAUGAAGUUCACCUCUGCCGCUCUCUGCGCUGGCGCAGCCGCUCUCGUCUCGGCCGUCCCGACCAAGACGCUCAACCGUCGCGCCGACUUCUGCGACCAGUGGGGCAGCGCCGUCACCGGCACCUACACCGUCUACAACAACCUCUGGGGCCAGGCCAACGCCGACUCGGGCUCCCAGUGCACCGGCGUCGACUCCCUGAGCGGCUCCACCCUUGCCUGGCACACCAGCUGGACCUGGACCGGCGGCGCCGGCCAGGUCAAGUCCUACGCCAACGUCGUCCUCACCGACGUCGAGCAGAAGCAGCUCUCGGCCAUCUCCUCGAUCCCCUCGACCUGGCAGUGGUCGUACGAGGGCUCGGACCUCGUCGCCGACGUCGCCUACGACCUCUUCACCUCGUCGACCGCCGGCGGCGACGAGGAGUACGAGAUCAUGAUCUGGCUCAGCGCCCUCGGCGGCGCCGGCCCCAUCUCGUCGACCGGCUCGUCCAUCGCCACCACCACCCUCGGCGGCGUCAGCUUCGACCUGUACUCGGGCCCCAACGGCCAGAUGACCGUCUUCUCCUUCGUCGCCAGCAGCGACGCCAAGGACUUCAGCGCCGACCUCAAGGACUUCGUCGACUACCUCACCGCCAACCAGGGCCUGUCCACCUCCCAGUACAUCAAGAGCAUCGGCGCCGGCACCGAGCCCUUUUCCGGCACCGACGCCGUCUUCACCACCACCGCUUUCUCCGUCUCCAUGUCGUAG
Molecule: messenger RNA, 1497 nt
Organism: Diplodia corticola
Lineage: Eukaryota; Fungi; Ascomycota; Dothideomycetes; Botryosphaeriales; Botryosphaeriaceae
Product: glycoside hydrolase family 12 protein
Exons: 3
Coding region: 1-1497 (498 amino acids)
Biological process (GO): polysaccharide catabolic process
Molecular function (GO): cellulase activity
Source: RefSeq, a predicted model, not a curated record